Molecule: messenger RNA, 201 nt
Organism: Haemonchus placei
Lineage: Eukaryota; Metazoa; Nematoda; Chromadorea; Rhabditida; Trichostrongylidae
Source: the annotation of a GenBank genome assembly
CCCUUUCUACCGAUCGAACGUUUCCGUAAAACAAAAGAGGGUGAGAGUUUUCAAGCUUGCUCUUUUUCCAGGAACUUCACUGCUGAAGUAGCCAAUGAAUACCCAAAGAAGUUUGCAGCCUUCGCGAAUGUACGGGGAAAGAAGAAUUGGAAUGCUAAAGAAGAUUCGCAUUCGCAACCUUGCACCUUGAAAAAAACGUGA